CCUGCUUCUAUUUAUGUGGGGGACCCAACAUGGCGGCUGCGGCGACCCUGGCGAUGGCGGUGGAGCCCAUCAGAACGUAGUAGCGGGCACAGGGACCCGGUCCGCACUCACGGUGGCGUCCGCGGAGACGGCUGAGGGUGCUGGAGGGAAGAAAAGCGACGGAGAGCGGAAGGAAAGGCGGGCAGGCACGCCGUACGGCGUCGAGGCGAGAGCCGGCUCGAGCGAGCGCCGAGGGCCAGAACAGUGGGGAUGGCGGAGCCGCGCCGAGUCGCGUUCAUUAGCCUGUCACCGGUGAGGCGGCGCGAGGCCGACUUGGCGGGCGCCGAGCGCGCCCCCCGGCUGGAGCCGCAGCCGUACCGCGAGCCGGCCCGGGCGGAGUCGGCCCCCCGCGCUGACGCGCAGCACCCGGCGCGCGACAAGCCUCCCCAGCGCGAGGUCAGCCGCGCCGAGCCGCCCAUGGCGCUGCAGCGCGAGCCCCCGCGGCCCGAGCCGCCGCCGCCGCCGCUGCCGCUGCCCCUGCAGGCUGCCCCGCCGCGGGAGUCGGCUUCCCGGGCGGAGCCGCCGCCGCGACCGCCGAAGGAGACGGUUCGCCUGGAGCUGGUGCUCAAGGACCCCACGGACGAAAGCUGCGUGGAGUUCAGCUACCCGGAGCUGCUGCUGUGCGGAGAACAACGGAAGAAGCUUGUUCAUACAGAAGACCCAUUUAAUGAUGAGCAUAAGGAGAGGCAAGAAGUGGAAAUGUUGGCUAAGAAGUUUGAAAUGAAAUAUGGUGGGAAAGUCCGUAAACACCGGAAGGAUCGGCUACAAGAUUUAAUUGAUAUAGGCUUUGGCUAUGAUGAGACAGAUCCAUUUAUUGAUAACUCAGAGGCUUAUGACGAAUUAGUCCCUGCUUCUCUAACAACAAAAUAUGGAGGCUUCUACAUCAACACUGGCACUCUUCAGUUUCGCCAAGCUUCAGAUACUGAAGAAGACGAUAUUACAGAUAACCAAAAGCACAAGCCCAAGGUUCCCAAAAUAAAAGAAGAUGAUAUUGAGGUAAAGAAGCGGAAGCGGAAAGAGGAAGGGGAAAAAGAGAAGAAGCCAAGGAAAAAAGUUCCCAAACAACUGGGAGUUGUGGCUCUCAAUUCACACAAGUCUGAAAAAAAGAAGAAGCGAUAUAAAGAUUCCCUUUCUCUGGCUGCCAUGAUACGAAAAUUUCAAAAAGAAAAGGAUGCAUUGAAGAAGGAGUCUAGCCCUAAAGUCCCUGUGACCCUAUCAACUUCCUCUCUGACUAAGUCCUCUUGUGCUGCCACAGCCCUGGGGGAUGAUAUCCCAGACUUAAGUCUGAACAGUGCUGAUCCAGACCUCCCUAUUUUUGUUAGCACAAAUGAACACGAAUUGUUUCAGGAAGCUGAAAAUGCCCUAGAAAUGCUAGAUGACUUUGACUUUGACAGAUUACUGGAUGCUGCUUCUGAUGGUAGCCCCCUCUCUGAGUCAGGGGGAGAAAAUGGAAACACCACCCAGCCCACCUUCAGCUCUCAGGUUAUGCCCAAGGUGGUACCUACACUUCCAGAUGGUCUACCUGUGCUCCUUGAGAAACGCAUUGAGGACCUUCGUGUAGCUGCCAAACUUUUUGAUGAAGAAGGAAGAAAAAAAUUCUUCACACAAGAUAUGAAUAAUAUUCUUCUGGACAUCGAGUUACAGCUACAAGAACUCGGCCCUGUCAUUCGUAGUGGUGUCUACUCCCAUCUUGAAGCAUUUGUGCCAUGCAAUAAGGAAACACUGGUAAAACGUCUCAAGAAGUUACACCUUAACGUCCAGGAUGAUCGUUUAAGAGAACCUCUGCAGAAAUUGAAGCUGGCUGUUAGCAACGUCAUGCCUGAACAGCUGUUUAAAUACCAAGAAGACUGCCAGGCUCGCAGUCAAGCCAAGUGUGCCAAGUUGCAAACAGAUGAAGAACGGGAAAAAAAUGGAUCUGAAGAUGAUGAUGAUGAGAAACCAGGGAAACGAGUCAUAGGGCCACGAAAGAAAUUCCACUGGGAUGACACCAUUAGAACUUUGUUAUGUAACCUUGUUGAGAUCAAAUUGGGAUGCUAUGAAUUAGAGCCAAAUAAAAGCCAGUCUGCUGAGGAUUAUCUUAAAUCCUUCAUGGAGACAGAAGUGAAGCCACUGUGGCCUAAGGGCUGGAUGCAGGCAAGAAUGCUUUUUAAGGAAAGCCGGAGUGUACAUAAUCAUCUUACUUCUGCUCCGGCAAAGAAAAAAGUGAUUCCUACAUCAAAACCCAAAGUCAAGGAGGUGAUGGUAAAGACCCUUCCCGUUCGUUCUUUCCCCACUGUGCUGAAGGAAUGUAGCCCAAAAAAAGACGCCAAGGCUCCUGUAUCUUUGGUGGCUUCAGUUGGUGGUCCUUCCACGAGCUCCAGCACAGCCAUCAUUGCCUCAGCCAGCUCUAGCUCAGCACCAGCCCAAGAAACCAUCUGCCUCGAUGACUCCCUGGAUGAAGACCUUUCUUUCCACUCAUCUUCACUGGAUCUUGUAUCCGAAGCUUUAGCUGUCAUCAACAAUGGGAACAAGGGCCCCUCAGUUGGCUCAAGGCUAAGUGUGCCAACUACAAAGCCUCGUCCAGGACUGAGAGAAGAAAAACUAGCAAGUAUCAUGAGUAAGUUACCACUGGCUACUCCCAAAAAACUAGAUUCUACUCAGACUGCACACUCGUCAAGUCUCAUUGCUGGUCACACGGGGCCAGUACCAAAGAAACCCCAGGAUUUAGCUCAUACUGGCAUUUCUUCAGGCCUUAUUGCUGGUUCUUCAAUUCAGAACCCGAAAGUUUCCUUAGAACCUUUGCCAGCCAGGCUACUCCAGCAAGGAUUGCAAAGGUCAAGCCAGAUACAUGCUUCUUCCUCUUCACAGACUCAUGUCUCCUCCUCCCAAGCCCAAGUUGCUGCCUCCUCUCAGGCUCUGGGAACAUCAGAGGCCCAAGAUGCUUCUCCGUUAACACAAGCAACAAAGGUGCACCAGCACUCAACUGUCCAACAGAACUAUGUGUCUCCAUUACAAGCCACCAUCAGUAAAUCACAGACCAACCCAGUCGUGAAAUUAAGUAAUAACCCCCAGCUUUCCUGUUCGUCCCAACUACUCAAGACUUCAGAUAAGCCACUGAUGUAUCGCCUCCCUUUGUCUACCCCAUCACCUGGAAAUGGUUCUCAGGGGCCCCACCCCCUGGUUUCUAGGACAGCACCGAGCACCACUACCUCCAGUAACUAUUUAGCCAAGGCUAUGGUGUCACAAAUCUCCACGCAGGGUUUCAAAUCUCCCUUCUCAAUGGCUGCAUCUCCCAAACUUGCCUCAUCUCCCAAACCUGCCACAUCUCCCAAACCUUUGCCCUCCCCUAAGCCUUCUGCCUCACCCAAGCCCUCUCUGUCAGCUAAGCCUUCAAUAUCAACUAAACUUAUUUCUAAAUCCAACCCAACUCCCAAGCCUGCUGUAUGCCCAACUUCUUCCAGUCCAAACACACUAGUAGCUCAGAGUAGCCACUCCACUAGUAACAACCCUGUCCAUAAACAGCCCAGUGGAAUGAACAUCAGCAGACAGUCUCCCACUCUGAAUUUGUUACCCUCAAAUCGCACUUCUGGCCUUCCAGCUACAAAAACUCUUCAGGCCCCUUCUAAACUAACAAACUCAUCAUCCACUGGAACUGUUGGGAAGAACAGCUUGAGUGGAAUUCCAAUGAAUGUACCUGCCAGCAGAGGUAGCAACCUUAACUCGAGUGGAGCUAAUAGGACUAGUCUAUCUGGGGGAACAGGAAGUGGAACACAGGGUGCUACUAAACCGUUGUCUACUCCACAUAGACCAGCCUCUGCCUCAGGGUCUUCAGUGGUAACAGCCAGUGUGCAGUCCACAGCAGGAGCAUCAUUAUUGGCUAAUGCCUCACCUCUGACUCUCAUGACAUCACCUUUGUCUGUAACAAAUCAAACUGUGACUCCUUUUGGGAUGCUGGGUGGCCUUGUUCCAGUGACCAUGCCCUUCCAGUUUCCCUUGGAGCUACUUGGCUUUGGAACGGACACAGCUGGAGUGACAACCACCUCGGGAUCUACCUCAGCCGCUUUCCAUCACAGCCUAACUCAGAAUUUACUAAAGAGUUUACAACCGGGAACUCAGCAUGCAGCAACACUUUCCCACUCACCUCUGCCUACACACUUACAGCAAGCAUUUAAUGAUGGAGGCCAAAGUAAAGGGGACACUAAGUUACCACGGAAAUCUCAGUGACUUCCCAGCAAUCAAGAGAGGAAUCAUUUGGCUGGCUGAUGGGACCUACCUGAUGGGAAAGUCUUAUGUGGUCACAGGGCUGCUGUUUCUGUCGAUGUUUACAUUCUCGUCCCAAGCACUGUGGUGAGGAGGAAAAGGAAAGAAAAUGUUACUUGAGCAAAGCCACGUGCAGGAAGGAGGAAGAAAUGCUUUUGUGCAAAGCUAGUGACCUUUGGUCUCUUAAAGUUCCCAUCUUCACCUGCUUCAAAGAGACUCAGCUGUCAAACCCACAGAAGUACCAAUUUGAUUGUUUUUUAAACCUGCGGGGAGAAAAAAGGAAGUUGAGAGGAUUUGGGUAAAUGGCCAUCCAUCCUGGGGGUUGGAUCUGAACACUCUACAUAUAAGUGCAUAAUAAAAGCAACUAAAAGUAGAAUUAGCCCAGUGUGAGGAGAAUCAGUCUGUGUAGGGAACAGAUUUGCCACAGUCAAUUGCAUGAUGCUCUCCAGACAGUAGCCGAAGAGUACUGUACCCUCAAAUGUCCUGAGCAAACUUGAAUCUUCUCCAGUAUGUAGCAGUUCCCAGUGUAAGUCAGCAGACUGAAGAGGCUUCAGCAAAGUUGCUGUAGCAUAGUAAUAUAUAUUACUAUAUCUUUUAGAUUUUUAAAGUCAGGAAAGUGAGCCUGUUGCUCUUUACAGACAAAACGUUGAUAAUGCCCUUUUUGUAAAAGGGUCUAUUUUAUCCUCCAUUCAGAAGUAGGUACUGAACUCCUUUCUGCAGCUGCCUUGUCACCUGGUGUUGACUGGUUAGUAUUUAUUUCUAGUUCUGAUGUGCAGAAGUGAGUGUUCACAUUUCUCUUGAUACUUGGGGUCUUUGUUGUUGGGCUGCUGCUUUGCUGCUCAUCUCCCUUGUAGCCUGCCAAGAGCUGCAGAUGCCCAGUUCCCUCACUGCACAGUGCUCUUCACUAGUGGUACUUCAGGUGACUAGAGCUGUUGAUAUAGACAGUGUGCACAGCAUCUGGUUCUUUAGGAGUCAACCAAAUAACAUGUACAGAAUAGUAUACUGUUUUAAAGGGAUGAAUUCCAGUAGGAAUACUGAUGUGCACAAAGGAUCACCUUUUUUUUACUAUCACAAUGAAGCUUUAUGCCCCAUAUCCAGUGCAGUAAAAAUGUUUUGAGCAUUUGGAAUCUUAAAGUUUUACUAGAAUUUACUCAGAAUGUUGAUAUUCAAGUACACCUCCAGAUAAUUAAGAUUCUUUAAUUCUGGUGUCUGUAUGUGAAUAGAAGCAAUGAAGGGUGUGAAGGGGAAAACAUACAAUUCUCUUUGGAUACAUUUUAUUUUGCCUCAACUACAUUGUGGUGUCCCUUGAAUUUUAAACUUCUGAGUAUUUUCAAAUUAUCUAAGAAUAGCAUAAGCUCUAAGUGAUGUAACUACUUUAUAUAUGAUUGACAGACUAGCCUGGUAAUAACAAGGUUGCUUUCAUAUUCUCAUUACAUAUUACCAUUGUACCAUUAAGUUUAUACAGACAAGAGUGUUAACCAGACCCCAUUUUCCUUUGAUAAGCAAAAGUCCCAAGAAGCCUCUAGGACUAUAAUAACCAACCACAGAUCUGCUCAGAUUUUUAUGCCUAUAAUUUGACUUCAAAGUCACAUUGACAUGCUUCAUAGCAAAAAGUCAGUGAAUAACUGAAAACUUUAGUUCCAAGAACUUGUUGCAGUAAGGGAAAAGGAUUAUUCAGAAGAACCAUUGAAGCUGGGUAUUCUGGCCCAUGCUUGUAAUCCCAAUACUCAGGAGGGUGAGGCAGGAGGAUCUCAGGUUUGAGGCCAGCCUGGAGUAUAUAGCAGUGAGACCCAGGCUAGUUUGUACUGGGCUGACAAUGGGACCCUGUCUCCAAAAGAAAAAAAAAGAAAAAAGAAAAAAAAAAAAGGAAAGGAAUCAUUGUUAUAAUUUCUUGACUGUAGUAAUUUUGUUUACCAAUAAAACAAAUACAGAUGCUAUAUGAGCCCUAGUAGAUAUUUUGGAAAAAUACAGGGACAUUGCAGAGCUUUGACUUGAAUUUAACAUGUUAAGUUUCAUUUGAAAGGUCUCUUAGAGAAGCUUGCUCAGCUCUUGGCUUACUCUAGCACCAGGUGACUUCUUUUUAAACAUGCCUGCUCGCUCAUACUGCCUGGGCUGCUGUGCUGGGGUGUGUUUAGGAAGGCAGCCUUGGACUUCACUUCCUCUACCCAGGGAGAAAGAAGUCAGGGCAUAUUAGUCUCUCUUCCUGCUGAUACCUGUGUGUUUGUGUGUUUACAUAGACACACACAUUCAUAUAAAUCAAUUGCUAAUAAAAGUCAAAUAAUGAUAAUUGUAGUUUCUUAAAUCCAUCAAUUCUGAACCAUGCUAUAUGAAGGCCCCUUGUGGUUCUUUGCCAUCAUUAGAAAAGAACAAGAUUAGUAAUUCUCUUUCCUGUGUCUUUUUAUAAAAUUACCUGAAGCAGGGGGCUCUGAGAAUAUAAUAUGUAAAGUAUAUUCUGUUCCUGUCAGUCCUGAUUCCCCAAGGGCUGCUGUUAGAACCCUACUUCAGCAGCUCUUUCAUGUUAUACAGAUGAAUCAGAGUCAUUUCUACAUGUAAAUACAUUUCUUUCUAUAUCAUAGCAUUGAAAAUGGUGUCCAUACUUUAUGGUUACCUAUCUUUACACUUUUUAUUACUAAAAACAAGCAUAUAAGUUGGUUAUUUUUUAACAGAGACUUGCGACUCAUGCUGUAUUUUUGCACUUAAAGUCAGAUUAUGUUAUUUUUAAAAUGGUGAGUAACUGGAAAGGAUAUCUGUAGAGCAAUGUGUAUCGCUAAAGAACAUUAGCAACAUCCAAAUGCAGAAGUAAAUCAGCACACUUAGAUCCCAUUCAUGGGGUACUUGAUUCAGGAAGAUUAAGCUAUUUGUUUCCAACUGUCUUAUAUUUGAAAUUGCCUUCACUAGUGUCUGAGCUGUUACUGUACAUACAAGGUGAUCCUCAGUAUUCACAAGCAAUAACAGUCAGCAGAGCUGUCCUCGGACAGCAGUGCUGGACCUCAGUUGGAGACUGUUUGGGAGCAAAGUGUCAAGCUCAUUCAGAGCCUCCGAAAUAAAUGCAAGCAAUAAUUUCUAUUAAAAUUAAAUUAUAAUUCCUCUCAUGCUUCUGAAAACAGAGUGAGAAAUCAUGAUUUUAAAACAAUCUGGAGAAAAGAUUUGGGGAAAAGAAGCCAAGUUAAUCUAUAGUAAGAUAGUCCUUAUACUUCGAAGAAAUCAAGAAGAUUCAAUUAGUACAUUGUUUUAUGCCCACCACCCCUUUGAUGGAUGUUAUUAACCCAAAUUAUGUUGUUUUGUGUCAUAGACACUGAAUAAGGCUUAUUUGGGUCCCAACACUGGGGAAAGAACCGGGCAUAUACCUGUUUAAAGACUGUGGGUUUGACACCUGCUUGGAAACAGCUUAUUGGAACUGAUCUCAACCCAGAAUAUUUUUUCCCAAAGCAGAUCUAAAAUUGUUUACUAUGCAGAGAUGGAAAGGGCAGGCACCCCUAUUCUCUCUCCUCUGGUUGCCCUCUCCCACAAUCCUUUCCACCUCUACUUGGUUCAAGACUUUCUGAAAUGAAAAUUCUAUUGUUAUUGCAACUGCCAUUGGUUAUGAGAACUCUGUCCUUUGGGAUCGUCUCUAGAACUCAUUAUCUGUCCUACUUGCUGCUACAUUUGGAAAAUGAAUUUGCCUGUGUUGGUUGACUUUACCUUCUCUAUUUGUAGGAGAUUUUGUCAUGUCCUUUGACCCCUGUGUAGAAGAACUAGGGUACUUUAUUUCAGGAGUGUACUAUGAAAGCACACUGGUCCUUGUCUUGUUAUUAUUAUCUAGGUUUUGGAUUUGAUUCCUUUGUUUGUUGGGUUUUGUUUUGUUUUAUUUUUCAAAUUGAAAAUAGAAUGACGAAAAUCUAUACUCCAGGCCAAACUUGAGAACUGUCCUGAGCUUCAGCAAGAGAACUUCUGCUGACCUAAUGUUCUCUGAAGGGCACUUUGACUUUUAGUUGUACAUGUGUGACUGUUUGUUUUUGCUUUGGGGUUGCUUUUGGUUUUGUAAAAACAAAGCAGAAAAAAAGUACAGUAGUAGGUAAAUGAUCACAAACAUGUUAUGCAAUUUUAUUUUAUAAAAUUUUAAGGGAAAAGUUUUAACUCCUUGUAAAUAAUUUCUUAUCUCUGGUAAAAUGCUUAUAUUACUCCUCUAAACCAUGCUCAAUUCAGGCCUUUGUCUUUGUUAAGUGCCUUUUAUUUCUUUCUUUUUCUCCCCUCUUUUGAAACUUUUCAGACACCCUCAAGUACAUACUGAUUAAGUCAGGAGAUUCAGGAGAAAGAAUCUCAGACUUGCCAAAAUCAUGUCAUGUUAUAAUACUCUUCCUGUGCUCUGUAUGUGUGGACACAAGUAUGAGAUGCACAGUGUGUGUGUAUAAAACCAGGCACAGCUGUUCCGUGGCAAUCUUUCUAAGCACUGCCCUUUGGACAUUGCAGAACUUCUGCCUUGUUUAUUCCAUUGCUUUGAGUUGAUUCAGGUGGGCAGACCGGGAAGUAGUCUUUGCACAUGAUGCUGGCUUCCCCUUCUGAGUAUCUGUAGAAGUUAAUGUGUGUGUGUGUGUGUGUGUGUGUGUGUGUGUGUGUGUGUGUGUGUGUGUGUGUGUGUGUAGGGCAUUAUAUAUGUGUUGGUUAUUGCAAACAUAAUAAACUCGGUGAACUCAUUGACUAUUUCUGGAUGUAAUCCACUUCUCUCUACCCUUCAGAUUUGGCAGAAGUAGUGUGUGAGGAAGCAUCAGGAUAACAAGAGUAUCUUGUGGGUCAGUCUGAUACGGUGCCCUAUGCAGACGAGAUUAAACACAUGGAGGGCUAGACCUAGAAUCAUACAGUGGUAGUGAAUAUACUUUGAAGGAAGUUAGCACCCAUGUCAAUAUUAAAAGGUGUUUUCUUCUGGAAAAUUACCUGUAAGAAAUUAUAUAGAUGAAUACCUUUAAAACUUCAAUAAACUUAAGAUUUUUAGAUAGUGAGGAAACACUCAUAAUCUGCAACAUACUUGAGGGAUUUUCAAUCUCUUUAUUUUCCAGAUGAUUAGAUUUUGCUCUGAUUUCAUGAUUAUUUAAAUAUCUUUCUUGAGCAAAAUAAUAUGACUUUCAAUAUCUAAGAUUUAUUUAUUUAUUUUUUAGAUGUGACAUGUUGAAAGAGACUAAGUUGAACCAGUUCUCUUAAACAGUACAAAUAUAUCUAUAAAGGACCCCAUUUGAGGACUAUUGUAAUUGGAAAAGGAGACUGAAAGGCUGAAAGAAGCAGCUCCUGCAGCAGAGCUGCCAUCAGGCAGCUGGGAUCAGGAGUGAGUGUUCCUUCCUAAACUACUUUAUCUAGGGGGAUGUCAUUUAACCUUCGUGCCUCAGAUUACCCAUGAGACAAUUGGGUAUAAUAAUAAUCACCUACCUCCCAGGGAUAUCAGAGACUUUACUAUUUCAAAAAUAUUUUGAGUUUUUCUAGAACAUCCUAUAUAAUUAUAGUAUUAUCUUCCUGCAGAGGUUGAAAAACAUAUGUGGAUAUAAAGAGCACCCUUUAUGGUCUUUAUGUUUAAAAAAAAAAAAAAAACAAUCACUGGAAUUUUAAUUUAGAUGCAUAUUUGAUAUUUAAACAUACCAUAUUUGUAGUGUGGUAGAAUUAUUAGUUUCAGAUUAAAUCAAAGGAGAUGACACUAAGUUUCUUAACUACCAAUAGAUUUUUUGUUAAAGCUUUUAUGAUGUUAUUACUUGUGUGAUGUUUUCAAAGGUUGUGAAAGUAAAGUUAGAUAAAGUUUGGUUUACUGAUAAAUGAUCCUUAAAAGUUAUAGCCUCCCUCUUAUACCUCCUGAAUCUAAUUUCUUUCUAGUGCUUGCUUGGUGAUGGAAACUUAAGUUUUUACGUUUCUAAGAGUAAAUCAGACCCUGCACACUGCUCCUGUGUCUGUAGGUUUAUCGGGCUUUGUCAUGGGGGUGGGGCAGUCCUACACCUAGGCAGCUGUCUAUAUUUAACUUUGCAGUUCAUGCUUCUUCAGCCUAUGAACAAGUUAGAGCCAUCAGCUGCUCAGGCUGUAGGUGGGAGAAAGAAGAUAGGAUUCACUUCCUGGCUAGGGCAGAGGUCAGGGGACAAGGAGACAUGAUUUCCCUAGCUCCCAGGAGAUUAGAUCAUUUUAUCUCACUUUCCAUUUGUGCAUACUGAGUAAUAAUCCAUGAAAUGUUUCUCUUUAAAACAGCAGGGGCAAAUGAGUGCUGCAAUCUUUGUUAGGGCUGAAUUGUGUGUGAGAGAGAAUGAGUGUGGGUGAGUUUAGAUUACAGCACACAUCAGGGUCAGCAAAGACAGAGAGUGCACGGUGUUGAGGAACAGGUCCCCAGCUCGUGUGAGUUAGGAGAAAGCACUAGGCCUAAGCAGUUGCCACAUCCAGGCUGACCCUAGAACUGGCUCUGAUCUGGUCUUUCUCUAGUCCUAGGGGAUUUUCUGUUGGUGGUGGUUGUUUUUCUAAAAUCACUUUAGGGAUUUUUGUUUAUUUUUUUCUCUCCUCCCGAUAGGCCUUAGUUCAUAGCCUCUAAGUAUCAGCUAUGCAGAUAAGCAUACUCUUUGUUUUCCACAUUUCCUUCUUGUUCCAUUCUUCAGUAACAAAUGUGAAAAUUUCAACUCCAAGUAAUAAGGUUUAGGAGUUUUGUUGAAGGUGUGAGUGUUUUCUCUGGGGAAGAGUAACAGCAGCCUAAAACCAGAUAUGUUGUCUCUGUUCAUCUGCCCUAAAAUGUGAACUUGACAUCAAAAGCUAGCUGAUGAUCCUUUUGCCUGUGCAGACCUUGAGUUAGUGUCAUGGAACAUGUUUGAGCUUUUAUGAAGUCACCCAGUGUGGUGCUGAGAGUUGAGUUAGUGUGUGGUUAGUGUUUGGUUGAGCUGAGAAGGUGCUCAGGCUCUGAUUGAAAACAGCUUCAGUAUUCAUGUUGAAGUCUCCAUUGCUCGUCUUUGUUCUUGCCUUUGGUGGGGAGCUCUUAUGUCACCCACUGUUCCAUCCACUACGAUGGAAGUGGCUUGUGGUUAGAUCCAGGAAGGAAAGGUGAACUGUUUCCACAUCCUCUUCUCUGUCACUUUCCCAUCUGCCCUCUGUCCCCAUCCAACACAGAGUAUAGGGGAGCAUUUACAUCUCAGCAGAGCCAUAAGCAUAGGUUAUCUUUAGAGUUUGGUGGAAAUACCUUUGACUACCUGAUGCUAAACGACACUUUUCUCAAGCACACUCUAAGUACCACUUGCUUUACAGUGGUUCUCUGUCAUCUCCUUGGGUUGUGAUGUUUCUACUUCUCUGUGUUUCCUCUGGGUUCCCAUUUCAUAGCAAUUGAUACUCACACUUGGUGUCCUUUUUACACUGAUACCCACACUGGUCUUAGUAGUACAGUUAAGUACAACUAAGGUUCUGUACAUAGUCCAGAACUUGGGGAUUUUUCCUCUCCUCAUUUAUAUUAAAAAAUAGAUCGCAUAGGCUGAGGGUGCAGCUCAGUGGUGGAGCUCUUGCCAAGCAUUUGCGAAGCCUAGAGGUCCCUACCCAGCAGUGGAAAAUAACAAUAACUAGAUCUCAUUUUUACACAACACCUGUACCUUUCAAGAUUCGUCAGAAGAAAUAGGAUCUUCUUUAGAGGCUUGUAACAGUCUGCCUUGCUGGUUUUCUUACCUCCCCUAGAACAGAGCUUUUUGGCUAAGGUCUUUUGAGCCAAGCAGACCAUUGAAUCCUUAGUCCCAAUUUUAAGUUCCUCCGAAGACUAUCAUUUGCCCCCACUUUGCUACAGUUACAUAAUUCAGUUUGACCCUGAGUAUGGCUGCUGGGUGCUUGGUGGUAGAGCUUUGACUGACACCAGAUAACAAAGUCAGCAGCUCUAUCUGUCUUCAGAGUACGCUUAGGAAUCGACAACAACCAAGAAUCGCCAUUGUCUGCCCGUGUGACAACUUAUAUUUAAAAUUUCACAAGCAUAGUGUAUUUUCUCUAUUUAUAACCAUAAACUUUCCUUCAUUCUUACUUCUACUGUUUGCAGAAACAUUGUGCCCUCUCAGAAAAUUGUUUUUCCCUCACACUGGCAAAAUUACCAAGGAUUUGCCCAAUUUCAGCAAAAACAUAAAAAGGAAAAUAAUUUUUUGUCAGUUGACAAGGGUAUUUGUUUUAAAUAGUUAGAAAGUUGAGCCAGGUUUGGUCAGCUUUCUUGACAUUUCGGCUCUGCCUCCAUAAUACAUUAUAUGUUUGACAUGUGAUCGAGGGACUUCUCCCAUCGAGGGAGCUUGGUUUCCCUCCCAUACAGCUUCCUUUGAUUCGUAGCUAGCCUCCGAGAAGAGAGCCAAGCUUUGCAGUGACCGAUUGUCAACUGUCAUUGAAAAACUGUCUUAGUCUAGAAGAUAGUGGAGUGCUAAACCAUUCUUGGAGGAGAGUGUUAAUUUGAACCUCCCCGGAGUUUCUCUUGUUAAACAGUGUCAGUUUUUAAGGAAAGGAAAAUAUUCUCUGGCUGGUGAAAAUUUUGUGCGCCAAAUAAUGAACGUAAGUCUAACCAAGGUGACGAGGAGAUGGGUGUUUUCUCUCUUUGCUUGUGAGCAAGGUUUAUUUAUGAUUGUCAGAAUUCCCGUGGAACUGCAGACCUAUUUGCUAUAACCUGAAAAUUUGCCUGAAUUAUAGUUUGGUAAAGCACAGAUUUCCAACCCUAUGUCCAAGUUUAGCUAAGGGGAGACUUGUUUAGUAACAGAAGGAAAACUAGUUAUUUAUACAGUGAGUGUCCACUCUACAGAGCUGCUUCCCACCAGGGAAACGGUUCUUCCUCUUCGGUCAGCUCCACCCUACACAGAUGUUAUUACUGUGUUUGCAAGCCAGCCUCCAAGAAAGGAGCCUGAGAAGUUGAUGGUCCUUUAGGGGGAAGGCCCCAAUUACUGUGUUGCAGCUGCUCGCAGGAAGUUGUAUUUUUACUAACUUGAAGGAAUAUAUGCUGUAUUUCAAAUAAGUGUGUGACUUAAUACUUUGGGAUUUUUUUUUCCUCUAAAAACUGGACCUGAACACAAGCUUUGAGUUGGUAUUUGUAAUAAUCUCAGGACCUGAAAGAUUGUAGCAUUUAGUGUGUCUUAAAAAUUAUGUACUGUACCAGCCAUGGAGUUUUGUAAAUAUACCUGUCUCCCUUUUUUGUAUUAUUUUAGUAAAUAAAUAAAUAAAUUUAUAAAAGGGGUGGUGAUGACGUGUGUGUGUGUGUGUGUGUGUGUGUGUGUGUGUGUGUGUGUGUGUGUGUAAGGCUCUUUUAAGACAGACUGGUGCUUGGGCUCAGCAGGAAUAUGCACACACUGCUGCUCCUGACCCUGCACUGAGCAAGGAGCAGGUCCUUCGUCCUGCCUUCCCAGUGCUCUCUGCAGUACUAGCAAAUGGGAAGGCACUCAGAACCCAAGCUCUGCUCCACACCCAUCUUGCCCUUGCCAUCUUGGUCUAGUUCUAGCACCCUAUAAACUCUGGCACUAAAGCUUCUACAUUUCACUAAUUCCUGGUUUUAGAACUCAUAACUUUCCUAAGAAAAAUAGAAGGGCAGGUUUAAAAAAAAAAAACAACAGAAGAGCCUCACAUUUCAUAAGACCCCUGAUGAAUUUGGCUAUGUGAGAACGUAAACAUUCCUAACCGUGAAUUUACUAACUAGCCCCGUGAUACACUCCUUCAGUGCAGGGAUUUUUGUUUGUUUUACUUUGCAGCAGCCUUGUUCAUAUUCCAGGUGUAGCUAGCAAACCCAUUUUGAAAUAAGAGCCUUACUUGAUUCAGACAGAGUAGAUGUUUCCUGUCUAUCCUUUGUGACAGGACCUCUUACAUGAGUGUGUUUUUUUUCUUUUGUAUAUGUUAUGUGUUUGUUGUAUUAAAUAAAGAAGACUGUAAAUAUUA
This is a messenger RNA of Peromyscus leucopus (white-footed mouse), 14133 nucleotides long. RefSeq names its product ubinuclein 2 (gene Ubn2). The record is from RefSeq and is a predicted model, not a curated record. Gene Ontology annotation, cellular component: nucleus. NCBI's taxonomy places the organism in Eukaryota, Metazoa, Chordata, Mammalia, Rodentia, Cricetidae.